AUGCUUCAUUGGGCAGACGGCCGGCCUCGCUGGCUUGUGCUCGCCCCAUGGUUCUACACGACCGCCGAGAUGGUAACUAAUGCUCUCAUUGACAUGGACGGAACAAACCUCAAUCAUAAGUUUCAGUCCGGCGGAUACGGUGGUGGCGGGCAGAACCCAGCCCGACCCAGUCCAACCCAGAAUGGGCAAUUCAAUGGCAGAAAUCGACGAGAAAGAGGUGGACAGCAACCGAGUGCGAAUAUGGAGUGGCGGACGGUGACACCUACAGAAGGGUGCACAGCGCCCGAUCACCUUUGCUCUGGGCUCUUCCAGCAGUAUCCGUUAUGCGGUGCAGUUUCAGUCAUGAGCCCUAGAGCAACAACAACCUUGCACGCGGAGGACAUGACGCACAUGGCCCAGGGUCAAGGGGCAGAGAUCGUUGGUAACUAG
Messenger RNA from Fusarium pseudograminearum CS3096, 429 nucleotides. RefSeq lists its product as uncharacterized. The record is from RefSeq and is a predicted model, not a curated record. Lineage: Eukaryota; Fungi; Ascomycota; Sordariomycetes; Hypocreales; Nectriaceae. The transcript is spliced from 4 exons. Bases 1 to 429 code for a protein of 142 amino acids.